Messenger RNA from Linepithema humile (Argentine ant), 6424 nucleotides. The record is from RefSeq and is a predicted model, not a curated record. NCBI's taxonomy places the organism in Eukaryota, Metazoa, Arthropoda, Insecta, Hymenoptera, Formicidae.
ACGUCGCGACGUCCGGAUACGGUCUCUUCUCUCUACGAUAUUUAUGUCUCUAAACAAAACCGUUAAGUGCGAUAUCGGAAGAUGAGACACCGUCUUAUUGCAAUAAAAAGUCAUCUCAGUCGUCCGAGAUCUGCGUCGCUCGAUGUUGCUCCGGUUGUUGCUCGGCCGAAAGCGAAAGUAUAGCGAAUUUCGCGUGGAGGUACUGUGUAAUAUCGGAUUUAAUGCUAAUUGAAUGCUGUUUCUGUUAUUAAUAUUAAUUUUUGUCGCGAUUUCGCUGCAAAAAAUGACCGAUCACGCAGCUUCCGUUUUUACAACUGCGUAAAGAUGCAUCGGCGAUAUUUACAAGAUGCACCGUAAGGAAAUGCCAAUAUUCUCCUAAAUGACAGGAUAAAUGUAAACACUUGCGCAAUUACGUACAAAUAAAAGGAGAUUCCACGAAACUUGAAAUAUAUUUAAAAAUUUUUUGUAAGUGAUAAACAACAGUGUUUUAUCUUGCACAAUUAAUUUGUAUAUUAAAUUUUUUAUAAGAAAAAGACUUCUAUCUUCUCUUUAUCCACAAUGUGCAAGAACUGCAUGCAUAUUUAUCCAGUUCUCUUUACCCAAGAUCGUCACCGCUAUUAUCUCCGAAAAUAUUGACAUUCCUCGACGGGGCACCCUGUAUAUCUCUGCGCCAAAACGCAGAAACACUUUCAUUUAGCAUUCACGAAAAUCAAUUGGUCGUUCUAUUUUUUUCUUUCUUUUUUUUAUGAACUCCGUGUCGCGUUUUAUUUCGCGAAGCAACAAUUGUCCGACGCGAUUAUAUUUCAUCGUUUUGUCGACUGUAAUUUUAAUAAAAUAUUAUUUUAUUUAACAUAUAGACUGUAUUUUGAAAAAUCUCGUCAGUAUCAGAGGCGCAAUAAAUUAACAAACCAUAAGAAACUAAUAAGGAAAACGGAGCCUAAUCAAUGCAAAGUUUGAUCAAUGUCACGUUAGUCACACAACGAAUAUAUUAUUAUUUCCAUUUUUAAUCUACACGAGUCGAAUGCGGGAUUAAAAAUGCUAUUCCAAAUCCGCGGCCUUGUAAUACAUUCAGAUAAAUUCAGAUGUAAACAUAUUUUUAUGUGAUCUCGACAUCCUUUUAAACGUCUCGAUUCGACUUUCGCGUCGAUAGUUAAAUUUAAAGUUCACAGAUAGAGAAACGCAUGUGAAAAACGACGGUGCAUUGUUGUGGAAGAAAAAUUUCUUCACCGAACCGGUGGAAUUUCGAGACGUAGUGACGACUAUGUCAGAGUGAUCUUUGCAAUUGAUCGAACGACGAACGUGCGUCAUCCAUCAUGCAGAGCCCUAGAUUGUAGUUCACGACUCUACUGUUGUCCUUGCUGAUGGUGAUAAGGAUAUUGAUGGUCUCAAGUGAACUCUACUUCCCGCAAUCGAAUUUUACGCUGAGACUUCCUUAUUUGGCACGAGACAGAGCGUUCAGUCCAAUGAUCAAAUUAAUUGGCCUUAGAACCCUUCGAAACGAUUCUUCCACACCGGAAAAUGUGAGGUACGAGAUCUUCCCGUCGCAGGAGAAGUUCGUAAUUUAUCAGAAGAACACCUCGAACCUUUUGCUACGGAGUCUUCCAAAAAACGGUGCUCUCGAUACUAUAGUCGUCAAGGCGACCGAGAAGAAUUUCGGCAAAGCGGUGCUCGAGAUAAAAGUGCGACCGGUACCGGUGAAAACUAUUAAUUGCACGGAUUACGUACAGAGGCGUCGGUCCACAAGGUUUCUAGUGUUACAGGACAUGUGCUUCUGGAACACAUCGAGGUACAGGAUUUACGAGAAUCAACCAGUUACUAUGAUUGGCACGUUCGGCCCGGAGGCGUAUAGCUCUCUGUGUCCCGAAUUUCGCGUCGCCUAUGAAUUAUUGAAUGGAAGCGAGUACUUUCACAUAGUUGACGGAAAACUAUUCGCGAACGCAUCUUUAGAUCGAGAUAUAAUCGGCCCUCCCAAAGGACCUGGACCUCGCACGAAGAUCCAGGUGACGUGUAUCGUUUGGGAUGAAAAGACUGGACUGCAGCACACGCAUACGAACAUUCUCAGCAUCGAUAUACUGGAUGAGGACGAUAAUCCUCCCUUAGUGCAAGGCAACACUUCCAUCGUUGUAAAGUUUCAAGGCUUCAAGGAGGGAGACCGAUUAGUGGAUGGGAAAGAUAUCGUUUUGAAGGAUGCGGAUGUGGUGACCAGCAACCAAUACAACGUUCGCUUGCUCGGCGAUACUCACAAGGCGUUGAACAUGCAUUACGAGAUUAUGCCAAUUGAGCAUGCUAUGUACCCGAAUCAGGCGCCUUCCACCGCCAUUCUUCCCGUAAUCUACGGACGGAAAACGCUGCUACCGGAAUCGCCAUACCGCGUGGUCCUUCAGAUUACAGAUGAGUCGCUCCGCGAAGGAUACGGCCCGAAUUCGAUAAACAUCAGCCUAACUUUCAACGGUCCGGUAGAUCAAACUCCAAUUACAACGUCGCCGUCAAUUGCCACACGCCGGGCGUCGUUCUCAUAUCCGAAGAGUGUGAAGAUCGCUCGGAUUUCACCUAAAUAUCUUCGCGUGGCAAAACCCUCCUCGAAGCCUCAUCCCUCGGUAACAUUUACCCUGCAUAAUUCGAGCGCCUUUAACGUUACCCGACAGGACGGCAUCGUUUACGUAUCCGACGAAACUAAACUGCGAUCCGAGCGCGACGUCAUUCAACUGAAAUUAGAAUGGACCGGAGCGGAUAGCAAUAUGACGGUGCAAGUAAAUCUGAUCGAAGUGCCGUCGUCGAAGAUCGAUAUGUGCGGGCAAUCUAUUCAGGAGGAGAAGCAUUCAUGCGCGAACGCGGAAUCGCGGGAAGAUUGCGAGAAGUCCUGUGGAACUGGCAGCGGAGUCCUCAGCAACGACAGUUUCGUGAGUCGAUGCAUGUGGAGAAGUAACAAUCGGUCCAGCGUUGGUCAAAUGUCGAAAUACUACUCUACCUGCUCGCCGGAUUUGACUCAUUGUCCGGAUAACGAAUGCGACGAGCUGGAGCGCAGCGAUCCACGCAUAUGUCCGCAGGACUGCACCGUUGAAUCCGAAGUUUUCCUGGCCCACAUGAACGAGGGCGACCGCGGCAUAAAGAGCGGCCUCAGUACUUGUGCCUGCGAUGAUAGGGGGCAAUGUCAGUGCGGAAUCGAGUUUUUGCCAAAGAAACCAUCUGGAGGCGGAGGCAAAAAAAAUGGGACCGUCACGCCGGGCGCACGCAAAGCAUCCAGCGGACCGUGCGGCCCUACAUGCAUGAUAGGCGUCAUUGGAGCCAGUCUGUUUGUACUCAUAGUGAUCCUGGGGUCAUUCGUCACGUGGAGAUAUCGGAUGGCCGCGAAGGGCGCUCGACGGGAAUGCAAACACAGGGUGGAUGAUGCGGCAAAUGGUAUUGGUAUUUUGCCGUCCGACUACAUCGAUCGCGGUGAUGGUCUUCUGAUCGGUCUAGACACCUUCACGGCGGCAAAUCGUCAUCUGUUGCUGCCUAAGACUUGUCCGCCGGAUCCGAAGUGGGAAUUUCCGCGAUCACUUCUGAAGAUCGAGCAGGUGCUGGGCGAAGGCGAGUUCGGGCGCGUUUUGCGCGCCAAAGCCAUGAAUAUCGGCGGAAUGCCCGGUGCCACGACUGUCGCUGUGAAAACUUUGAAGGAAGAUGCAUGCACGUCUGAACUGGCGGAUUUGCUAUCGGAAUAUCAGCUCCUGAAGGAGGCGCAGCAUCCGAAUGUGAUCCGGCUGCUGGGAGCGUGCACGACACCGCCAGGCGCGCCCGUCUACCUUAUCAUCGAAUUCGCCGAAUUCGGCUCCUUACGCAACUAUCUGAGACGCAGCCGGCACUUAGAGACGGAAGACAGAGUACCCGGCUCGACGUCUCUGCUUUCCACUUCAGCGAUCAAUGCCAGCGAGGAGUCGCAAUGCACCGAUAAUAAUGCAUCAAACUAUACUAUAACGCCACGAGAUAUUCUCUCAUUCGCCUGGCAAAUCAGCAAAGGAAUGACGUAUCUCGCCGAUAUUAAGUUGGUGCAUCGAGAUCUCGCUGCGAGAAAUGUUUUGCUCGCAACUGGCAAGGUCUGCAAGAUCUCGGACUUUGGUCUAACUCGCGAUGUGUACGAGGACGACGCGUAUUUAAAGAGAAGCAAAGGACGAGUGCCCGUAAAAUGGAUGGCGCCGGAAUCCCUGGCCGACCAUGUGUACACCAGCAAAUCGGACGUUUGGAGCUUCGGCGUGCUCCUGUGGGAGUUGGUCACGUUAGGAGCCUCGCCGUACCCUGGAGUGGACGUACAUAAUCUCUACAAUCUACUGAAGGCCGGCUACCGUAUGGAGAAGCCGCCCAACUGUUCGCAACAGCUAUAUAAACUGAUGGUGUCCUGUUGGCACCAAGAGCCUGCCAUGCGACCGUCCUUCAAGGAACUGACUAUGCAUUGGGAACGCAUGCUGGAGGAUGGCGUCGAAUAUCUCGAUCUUAAUCCACGAACCGUCCACAAUCAGGCCUAUUUCGCGUCCCUGCAAGUCUUAGAUAGUCCGAAUGAUACUGGCAACGAUCAAUUGAGCAACGGUACCGCCAAUACCGUGAAGACAGACAUCGUCAACUAUCUGGGCCGGAUUUCCUCCGAGCCGGUCACCAAGUGCGACAAGGUAGACAAGUUGCAGGCGUUCUGGCAACCGACUGUAGCGUCCUUCCCCGAAGAACCCGUGAAGUCGCCCUACGUGAACGACCGACCCGAGAGCCUGAACGCCAACCACUACGAGAGUCCUAUAAAGCUGAGGAACGUCAGUGUGACAAGCAAUAGCGAGAACGAUUUGAGGACACCACCUAACGAACGUCCUCAGUCCUAUAUCGACAUGCAGGGAAGGAAAUCUACGGAGACGGAGGACCUCCUGGUAUUCAACAGCAUGGAUGACGACAAGAGCGACAAUAACGUGACGAACUGAGCAAUGUAAUCUCGCAGCGAGUCUUUGACAAAUGAGAAAAUUUAAAAAAUGACGUAACAUGCCACUUGUCUGAGUCUCGGCGUGUUUUCGUUAUCAUGACAAAUGGAAGAAAAGCUGCAUGAUGGAGUGAAUGACGAUUGAAGAAUUGUGCGAGAGAGGUGAAUAUUUAUUUAACAAGAGAAUGAAAGAGAAAGAAAACUGUGAGCGAGCGAUUGGAAACGAAUGAUUCGAAUGGGAUACUGAGCGCCAUUUUUACGGGCGGUAUUUUGCACAAAUUGCGGAAAAUGACAAUGAUGAAGUAAAAAUGAAAAUGUGCUGAAUGGAUGCAGAUUUGCUGAAGCUGACUCUUUGCAGCAGCGAGUAUAAAUUUUGCGAAGUUGACUAAUUGUCAGCUGCGAAUUGAAGAAAUACGCAGAAACAAUUUUUGAGAUGACCGAAUGAACGAAACGCUCUGUAGAAAAUCAAGAGCAAACUAUAUCGCGCGAAGCGAUCACUAUACCAAAUAUAAAUUAGUAACUAAUUUGUCCUAUUUUUAUGUACUUAAAGUCGUACGACUGUUGAUCACUAUUGAUAAGACCGCUUUUAUUACUAUUAAUAAUAAUACUUAUGCAUUAUAAUCAUCCGUGCGAUUUCUGGAAGAAAAGACCACAUCAAAGUUUUCCAAUCAGCAUUUUAAAAUCUGUAUGUCACACUAUGCAACUGUGAUGAAGUUAGUGUUGCUCAUUGAGAACGACAAGCUUAGAAUUUACGAAUGCUGCGUACAGAGUGUCCUAAAUUACAAAGACUAAAUUAUUUCCUAAUUAUUACUAAUAAUUUUUAUCUCAUUAAAUUAAGCUUUAAUGAAUAACGAAAUAUUUGUAAAAUAGAUUUUAGCUUUAACUUAAUUUGAGAUUAUAUUACUGAAAUAUCUAAUAAUUUAAAUUAAAAUAAUUAAAAUGUUUAAAAUAAUCUUCUGUCAAAUCUUUCUUGAUAAAUUUCCGCGAAGUUGUGCGACAGAUAGGACGCCCUGUUCACGGCACUAUCGAUUUGAAACUUAAUCAUCAUCACGCUUACUUUGAAACGAGAUACUUUCUAUUGUCGCACUAGCUUUUGUGGCUUUCGAUACAAUACCGCUGAUCGCACGUCGAAAUGAUAUGAGCGAAGUGUAUGAAUAAUAAUUUGCGAGACGCGUGCGUGAGCUUCCGGUUAGUACGACAUCAUAUCUGAAGACGAAGACUGUUUUGCCGUGUUUCACCGUGAACAAAAUCGUCCCUUUUGUAUUUAUGUAUAAAAUGCAACACAUUCCACACGAUUAGCCUAGUUAUUUGUCGUACGAGUUUUUACAACUGCGUAUGAUUUCAACCUUAUACCACGUUUAACUUUUUUUUGUUACUCUUCGACGCGUUAACGACAACGAUAUGUAGUAUGCGCGUUGCAAACUGAUUAAUUACAUUUGUGCCAUGUUAUUUUCUUGUAAUUAAUAUAUUACAAAACAUAUAAAAAGAUGC